Molecule: messenger RNA, 1365 nt
Organism: Exophiala xenobiotica
Lineage: Eukaryota; Fungi; Ascomycota; Eurotiomycetes; Chaetothyriales; Herpotrichiellaceae
Exons: 5
Coding region: 1-1365 (454 amino acids)
Molecular function (GO): catalytic activity
Source: RefSeq, a predicted model, not a curated record
AUGGGAUCUGUUACGCCCGGUUUCGAGCUUCGCCAAACUCAGAUGCACCGUCUAUCGGCUUCGGAAACGGUGACAAUGCUGCGAAAGGGGUACCUGACCGUCUCUGACUAUGCUGAGCGUCUUCUGUCACGGGUUUCUGAGCGAAAUGAUACGGUCAAUGCCUGGGCAUACUUGGACCCGCAUCUCGUGAUGGAACAGGCCAAAAGACUGGAUGCCAUCCCAGCGAAUGAACGAGGUCCUCUUCACGGAGUCGCUGUAGGCAUCAAAGAUGUCCUCACGACACGAGAUAUGCCGACGCGAUAUGGCUCGCCCAUCUUUCAAGAUGACAAACGCACGUCAGUGGACGCCACAGCUGUCCUCAUCCUGCGCUCAGCCGGUGCCCUGAUCUUUGGCAAGACCAGCACCACCGAGUUCGCCGCCACACACCGCGGAGGAAGCUGCAGGAAUCCGCACAACACCGACCACACCCCCGGCGGUUCAUCUUCAGGUUCAGCAGCUGCGGUUGCUGACUUUCAGAUCCCAAUCGCCAUCGGUUCUCAGACUGGCGGGAGUAUAGCUAGGCCCGCUGCUUACACUGGCGUCUAUGGAUUCAAGCCUACAUGGGGUGCUGUAGCAACUCAAGGAAUGUCCCAAUUUUCUCCAACCUGCGAUACGCUGGGCUUCUUUGCUCGCACCGUGCAGGACCUGGAGCUAUUGGCACCCGUGUUUCGGCUUCCCCUGCAAAAAAGGCAGGUAUGGGCUGCUAAUGGCGAUCCUCGGGUAGCCUUUCUGAAAACGGCUGCUUGGGAAAAGGCAGAACCUUCAUUACAAGAGGUGUGGGAGGAUUGUAAAACGAGCUUCGGCAGACUCGGUGUUAGCUACGCAGAUGUUGAGCUCCCACAAGAGUUCACAAAUCUUCAACUUGAAGGGUGGCACGACGAUAUCCUUACAUUCGAGGCUCAAAGGACCUUUCUUGGUAUGUAUUUGACGUCAAAAGACAUACUUGAUCCAACAAUAGUUCACCGUCUGGAGAAGAAAGAUGUCAGUGCAGAUAUAAUUCUUCAGAGAUACAACGGCUGUGUUGGGUUACGAUCCGAGUGGGACGAAUUCGCACGGAACUACGAUAUCAUUAUCACGCCAAGUGUAACCGGUGAAGCACCCCAUGGCCUUGAAUAUACGGGAGAUUCGUGCUUCAACUCCAUGUGGACAUUGCUCCAUGCUCCCGUCAUCAGCGUCCCCGGACUCAAGGGAAAAGGCGGUCUUCCGCUCGGGCUCAGCGUUGUCGGAUCGAGAUAUGAGGAAUCCAAGGUAUUCCGCGCCGCACAGUUUCUGGCAGACGUCUUUGCAAAGAGAGAAGUCUUGCAACCAGAGGUAGGAGAGGGGUAG